AUGUCUGCUGCUCAACAGCCACAGCUUGAGACUGAGCAGCAACAUGGCAAAGUGUCACGCAAGUUUGCGCCGCUGAAUCAUGAGCUUGGAAGGCGCAAUGCGGCGAAGGGGCUGCCGGUGUUGAAAGGUGUGGUGUUUGAUGUCGACGGGACAUUAUGUCUUCCACAACAAUACAUGUUCCAAGAAAUGCGCUCCGCCCUUGGUAUCGACAAAUCAGUGGAUAUUAUCACCCACAUCCGUGGUUUACCCUCUCAGGAAGAGCGCGAGGAGGCUGCUGCCAAAAUCCAGGCCAUUGAGCGUUCUGCCAUGGUGAAGCAAACGCCCCAACCCGGCCUUGUCGAGCUCAUGGAUUAUCUUCACUCCAAAGGAUUGAGACGGGCACUAUGCACUCGUAAUUUUGAGACACCCGUAACCCAUCUUCUAACAACGCAUCUGCCCACCCAUGUCUUUCACCCAAUUGUGACACGAGAUACUCCCGAUUUAAUGCCAAAGCCGGAUCCGGCUGGAAUUUUGCAUAUCGCUGAGAGCUGGGGGCUGCAGAAUGCGGAUGACUUAAUCAUGGUGGGGGAUAGUUUAGACGACAUGACCGCGGGGCGUAAAGCAGGGGCAGCUACAGUGCUGUUGUUAAAUGAUCACAAUCAGCCACUCAAAGAACAUGAUCACACGGACUUGUGGAUAGAGCAAUUGGACGAGUUGGUCAAUGUUUUGGAGAACGGCUUUCUGUCCUAA
Messenger RNA from Ophidiomyces ophidiicola, 729 nucleotides. RefSeq lists its product as uncharacterized. The transcript has 5 exons. The record is from RefSeq and is a predicted model, not a curated record. Lineage: Eukaryota; Fungi; Ascomycota; Eurotiomycetes; Onygenales; Onygenaceae. Bases 1 to 729 code for a protein of 242 amino acids.